Microtus oregoni (creeping vole) is the source of this 279-nucleotide messenger RNA. RefSeq names its product small nuclear ribonucleoprotein Sm D1-like. Lineage: Eukaryota; Metazoa; Chordata; Mammalia; Rodentia; Cricetidae. The transcript is spliced from 3 exons. The record is from RefSeq and is a predicted model, not a curated record. Bases 1 to 279 code for a protein of 92 amino acids.
AUGGGUAACAUACUGAUGGUCAACUCCCAGGAAAAAAGUGACACAUUUUUAGCAGAUUUUUUGAUGAAAUUGAGUCAUGAAACCAUAAUCAUUGAAUUGAAGAAUGGAACACAAGUCCAUGGAACAAUCUCAGACAGCUUACCUCUUGAAACAUUACUUGUGGAUGUUGAGCCUAAGGUGAAAUCUAAGAAGAGAGAAGCUGUUGCAGGACGAGGUCAAGGCCGAGGUAGAGGAAGAGGACAUGGUUGCAGCAGAGGAAGAGGGGGUCCUAGGCGAUAA